CCUUCCUCUGUUUUGACAAACGAAUGUCGAUUUAGGCGACAAGUUCUAGCACGGCGAAAACCGAUCAGUUUUCGAAUUUAGUACUCUUCCCAGACCUUCAAUUGUUAACUGCUGUACUGUUUUGACGGCGAUUUGCUCGGAUGGCUAACCAGCCAUGUAACACCAUGCAUCCUGAAGUUGACGUGUUUAUUAGCAACUACACCUUGGUGGACCCUGAUGUUUAUCAAUUAUGGGUAGAUGGUUGUUCGUCUCAAGAAGCUGUGAACGCAUUAGACGCGAAAGGGGUCACGAAGCAGACUGGUGCAACAAGGGAGUUACUAACAUCUGACGUUCUUGAUCAUUAUCGUACUUACAGCUUACUGGAAAGGCUUCUGUACAAUCCACCGAAGCUAGAGGAGCAGCUCGCUUUUCAGAUUGAACCUCAGACGAAACGUCUUCUGAUUGAAAAGUACUAUGACUUUGAUGAUGAAGUUAUAAGAGAACUGUUGGGGAAAAAACUGUCUUCUCGACAUCGCAAAGACUUGGAUGAAGUCAGUGAGAAAACGGGAAAAUCAUUGAAAUCCUGUAGGAGGCAGUUUGAUAAUGUGAAAAGAGUGUUUAAAACUGUUGAGGAGAUGCCGGGACCACUUGUACGAAACAUUCAGAAACAUUUCUUACUUCAUGAGGAAACAGCAAAACGCUACGCUGCUGUUGUCUUUAUAGGACUGGCUCGCUUUGAGACAGGAAAACGCAAGCUGCAACAUCUAGUACUGUCUGAUUUUGAACACUGUGCUCAUGCUAUCAUGGGAAGCUGGACAUAUCGAGAUCCAGGGACAGAACAUGAUCACACUGACCUAGACAGAGAGUUCUUGCUUGACCUGCGUGAACUCAGAUGCCUGCAGGAUAAAGAGAAAGAACAUAAGCAUUUGGUGCUGAUGAGAUUAAAGCCUGUCCUCUUGGAACGGUCCCUCAAUGAGCUGGAGUCAAGCUUCCGCUCAUAUUCUCGUGCAUUGGUGGGUAUUGCUGCAGGCCUUCACCGUACACGAGAGGUCCGAUGUUUGUUUGUAGAGCUUGUUGAACGUUGUUUGGAACCAUGGAGGCAAGCAGGUUGGCCACAUCAAGACCUUCGAUCAUUCCUCAAUGCUUAUACUAUGUCAGCACUUGAGAUGGACAUCUUCAGGGAACCUGAAUUGAAAGCAGCUUGGGAGCGAUACAUGAGUGUGAUCAUAAGCUGUCUUCUGCGCAUGUAUCAUACGUGAUGGAAUCAUCAUGUGUAAUUUGUGUCCUGAUUGUGAUAUUCAUUGUGGAAGGUUGGUUACAAAACAAAUUUUGAAAUGUAUAAUAUUUGGUUUUAUUUCUUACAUACCAUGUACAAGAUGUAUUAUAUACUGUGUAUUUUUGUACAAAGUUUAUUUAAAUGGAAAAUACAGCAUUCUACAUUGCU
Molecule: messenger RNA, 1423 nt
Organism: Schistocerca americana (American grasshopper)
Lineage: Eukaryota; Metazoa; Arthropoda; Insecta; Orthoptera; Acrididae
Gene: Fibp
Product: acidic fibroblast growth factor intracellular-binding protein
Exons: 8
Coding region: 141-1238 (365 amino acids)
Cellular component (GO): nucleus
Source: RefSeq, a predicted model, not a curated record